Molecule: messenger RNA, 1448 nt
Organism: Amphibalanus amphitrite
Lineage: Eukaryota; Metazoa; Arthropoda; Thecostraca; Balanomorpha; Balanidae
Product: procathepsin L-like
Exons: 5
Coding region: 340-1353 (337 amino acids)
Cellular component (GO): lysosome
Molecular function (GO): cysteine-type endopeptidase activity
Source: RefSeq, a predicted model, not a curated record
CUUGUGCGAUUCGAUUCGACCCGAACGUUUUAUUUUCGCCCCGAUUACCGACCUUCGCUGAAGAGGACAUGUAAUACAUGCCGAAAGCUCCGACCGAAAACGAUUCUCUUGUGGAGUGUCUGUGGCUGCUGCGUCACGCUGCCCGCGCUGCAAGGACAGACGGCAGCACACCGCACCCAUUUCUCGCGUACACCGGACGUGCUAUCAGCCCCCCCCCCCCUCCCAAAGCGGCACGCUCUUACAUUCGGUGCGCUCGUGACGGUGGGAACAAUCUUCACCUACCCAUGUGUCGCCCAUGAUAUCUGAGACUCGCGGUAUAUAUGUGGCCACAGCCAGUGAAUGUCGCUUCUGCCAGUUCUUCUCAGGAGACCCGGAAUCAUGAAGGUGCUGCUGGUGAUCGCUUUGGCUCAGCUGGCCGUCGGCUUUGAGCUGACCGACCCCGACUGGGUUGCCUUCAAGAGCGCUCAUGGCAAGGCGUACUCGCACCCCGCCGAGGAGGCCGCCCGUCUGGCCAUCUUCAAGGACAACCAGCGCCUGAUCGCCGAGCACAACGCCGGCAACCACUCCUUCAAGCUGGGCGUCAACAAGUUCGCCGACCUCACCAACGCCGAGUACCGCCAGCUGCUCGGCCACAGGGCGGCCGAGAGGCGCGGCCUGAAGGCGUCCGUCAAGCACAUGAAGAGGGGCGUCACGGAGGCCACCAAGGAUUGGCGUGAGGCCGGCGCCGUCACCGCCGUCAAGGACCAGGGCCAGUGCGGCUCGUGCUGGGCGUUCUCGACCACUGGCGCUGUGGAGGGCAUGUGGGCCCUGGCUGGCAACCCGCUGAUUGCCCUCAGCGAGCAGCAGCUCAUGGACUGCUCCUACAGCUACGGAAACCUGGCCUGCAACGGUGGCUUCGAGUCUGAGGCCUUCCAGUACAUCCAGGACGAGGGCGGCAUCAUGUCUGAGGACGACUACCCCUACACCAUGUCGUCGCACCUGCACUGCAACUACGACCCGGCCAAGGCGGCCGCCAAGAUCUCCUCCUGGGUGCAGAUCUCCGAGGGCGACGAGUCCGAGCUGGAGGACGCCGUCUCCAACAUCGGCCCCAUCGCCAUCGCCAUCGACGCCUCGCACUUCUCGUUCCAGCUGUACUCGAGCGGCGUCUACGACGAGCCUCGCUGCAUGAACGGCUACAACGAGCUGGACCACGGCGUGCUGGCCGCCGGCUACGGCACCGAGAACGGCCAGGACUACUGGCUCGUCAAGAACUCGUGGGGUCCCAACUGGGGUCUGGACGGCUACAUCAAGAUGAGCAGGAACGCCGGUAACCAGUGCGGCGUAGCCACCGACGCCAACUACCCUCUGCCCUGAACACCUCGACAUUAUCGCAUGGGUGGUAAUGCUAAGCAUUAUCUGAGUGUGCAAAGUCUGUAAAAAAAAAUUCCGAAUAAAAUCGUUCCUGAAUA